GGUCUACUUACCAGUCCAGUCGCUACUACUGUACAAUGACAGACAACAAAAGUCUUGACGGAGUCUUUCAAAUUUUCACACAAACUUGACUUUUGACAUCUCGGCCUCAUAUUACUGCCCGUAGUACAAUUCGGAUCCGUCCUCACUCAACCCUACCAGUCACACACUAUCUCCUCGUUCAGCGUCGAGGAACACAAACAACGGUUCUCCAAGGAUUACACAGCUUUGGGAGACGGAAGAGAAAAAAGGGACUAGAGCAGGACAGAUCCAUCCGGCUACCGAGCCCUGAUCUGAUUGUCCCUGGCGAGCGAGAUCCAUCCCAGCCAGUUCCCGGUCUUGAUUGAUUGAUUGAUUGACAGACGGACGAACCAGCAGCCAUCUUGCGUCCACAUAUCCAACGAACACUACUGACCCGAACGAAGGCGACUUUACCAGGCUAGACUAGACUCUGUUGAUUGAUCUACAUAUUCUACGUACUGGCCCGUUGACUGCGCACGCACAGAACGCAAGCAGACGGGAGCACUCAACCAACAACAGAAGCAACAGUCCCUGCAGUAUCUGCCAUCUGCCAUCCGCCAUCCCAUAUAAGGGAAUCCCAGCAUCAGCAUCAGCAUCAGCAUCAACAUCCCGCAGCGGCAACCUCCAGUUCGAUCCAACCUUAUACACCUUUCCCAUCCGCCCUUAAACCAAAAGACCCGCCGAUACUACAGUACCUACCUGACUCUUCAGUCUCCAGCCUAGUCACCUUCAGUUGUCUUGUCCCGAGACUUGACCAUUUUGGCACACCGUCUUCUCUUCCUCGUGCGACCUUCAGUCUUAUUGCCGCCUCCGCCUCUGCCGCCAUCAACCCCAGUCUUUCCCCCGAGCUAGUCUAGUCUCUAGAGACCCUAGCAUCGAUUGAUACUCUAGACACCCUGCUUUUGCUCUUCCCGGUCCCUCUUUUCAGACGCUCUCGUCCGUGAUCACGGGCGGGUAUCACACAGUUCCCUUUCUAGUUCCAGUUGGCGACUUCCGUUUCCAGUCUGUCUCCCCCGCCGAUGAUCAUCUCCCAACACUUGCUACCUCGACUAUUCUCGCUCAUCGAUAUCCGCCAUCGCACGCUCGCAGUCUGAUCACCGCCAGCAACUCUGGUUUACUACUGCCCUGGGAGGGAAACGAAUGAAACCCGGGUCUUAGCCGCUCUCAUCUGUGUACUACAGUUAACAAAGUACAUCCGUCAAAUCAUCACGGCUCGGGGCACGGACCACUCUUCCUCCAGAAGGCUUCCUCCAGAAGAGAGAGGUCAUUCAUCAUCUCACCUUGGCGAGCGGCGGCCCGUACGGAAUCCCAGUCGCUCACACACACACACCUACACACAGUCAAGUCACCCACUCGGUCACUCUCACACCCGCGCGGCACCCCAGCAGCAGCCAGACAGCCAGACAGCCCCGCGUCGGCUUCGGACGGACUAUCCUCAACCACCCCAUAUCCCACCCAGAUCGCACAAGAACUGCAUCUCCCACCUCGUUGCGAGAUUUGCCAGCCCGCGACGGGUGUGCCAGAGUCAUACGAGACAUUCUACUUUUAUUUUCUUUUCAUUAUCUGCUCUUCGUGUGUCCUGUACCAUACCUGUUAUAUCGUCUGCCUGCAAAAGUAAUAUCCCGACUGAGACCUGCCUGCCGCUCUGCGUGCGCUGCUGCUGUCAAUAUCCGGACCAUACAACCUGUUGAUCAGUCCGGUCUACGCCUACGCCAUUGUCUAUAACUCCUUCGGAUCCCGACGAUUUUCAUUCGUUCUCGUCCUGUUCGCAUCUACUACCGCCAUCGCAUCACUUCACAUCAAUUACCCACCAUGGCCGGGCUCUUCAAAAAAGUCUAUGACUGGUUGCUCAGAACUUUCUGGGCAACGGAGAUGGAUGUGACCAUGAUCGGCUUGCAGAACGCAGGAAAGACGUCACUGCUGAGAGUUAUUUCGGGCGGAGAAUUCACCCUUGACUCUAUCCCAACAGUAGGCUUCAACCUCAAGCGUGUCCAACGCGGGCAUGUCACGCUCAAAUGCUGGGAUCUCGGUGGCCAGCCGCGCUUUCGGCAGAUGUGGGAGCGCUACUGCCGAGGCGUCAACGCGAUAGUCUUUAUCGUCGACAUCGCCGAUCCUCGUCUGCUCCCGCAAGCCAAGGACGAAUUGCACUCCCUUAUGCGAAACGAAACCCUCCAGGGUAUCCCCUUGUUGGUGUUGGGCAAUAAAUCCGAUUUGCCGGAACGGUUGAGUGUCGACGAGCUGAUUGAUGCGAUGGAUUUGAAGAGCAUCGCCGGACGGGAGGUCAGCUGUUAUGGGAUCUCGGCCAAGGAGGAGAUGAAUCUCGAUGCGGUGCUGCAGUGGUUGAUGAGGUUUGCUGGGAAAUGAGCGGAUCCGAACGGUUUCGAAGGAUGAGGGUUUUCUUUGCGUUUUACCAAUACCCACGCGCUGUUUGGUUUUCGAUCUCCGGCCCGGGCAUAUGAGUUCGUCGCUGGCUCAACAGUCCAGCGACCUCGGCCCGGGUUUGUUAUUGUUCUUCAUCUUCUUUUCCGGACCUCGCGCCAUUCGAAUUUCGAUUUCGAUGUCCUUUGCGACGACGAACCAGCAGAUGACGACGUUGUUUGAUUCUUUUUUUCGGUCGGCAACAGAUCGCGGUCCUGUAGGUAUCUGCGAUUCGAUCUCGGCUUGCGCGUUUGUUUGGAUAUAUUAUUGGUAUGCUGUUAUACAUUGACGGCAUUCGUCCCCUAUUGUCCACGUGAUGAAGGGGACAGCUUCGUCGUUUCCGUGUAAGACCGAACUCCUUUUUUUCUUUUGAAUAUUGGGAAAGCUGUCCGUCGGCGACGACUGGGCUCAAAACGAAUCUUAGAACGAAAUGGCACUCGCCACUCAAACCACGGGAGGGAGAUGGAAACGAUGUGGUAAUAGGAAUGGGGUGAUGUCUUGUAUAGUUUCUUGUCCUCUUUGUUUCGACGUGUGCUUUGCCUGGUUUGGAUAUAUCAUGGAUGGAAAGUUGAGAGGUUCUGCGAAGACGAGGUGUGGACAAGGAAGGGAUCUGGGAAACGAGGAAGAAAGGGAAUUUUGGUUAACCUUGUAACUUUCCAGAUAUCCGCUUCUCUUUGUGUGGUCAACUUUGAGCGAGGAUGAAGAGACUGAAUGACAAAAAGGAAGAUCCCAGACAGAGAGCCAACUCCAUGAUUUGUAAAAGAACAGUUAAGGAGAAGAGGUCUGUGACAGGAAGGAGAGUGCAGUAGCAGUAGAGAUACUCAUCCAAAUGGCGACGACGUCCGUAAAUGACCGCGAAAUCAAUCGUAUCGGUCGAUGUGAAAACCAAGGUGAGUGACAUGGAGUAGCACCGUACGGUUUGUAUGUAGAUGAGUGACCUAGAAGUGCAAGAGACUCGAGUAUGUCAAGGUCACAACAAGGCGUAAGGCGGAUUGGUGGUGGUUAUUGUUGUUGUUGUUGUUGUUGUUGUU
Messenger RNA from Neurospora crassa OR74A, 3467 nucleotides. RefSeq names its product ADP-ribosylation factor family protein. Bases 1831 to 2382 code for a protein of 183 amino acids. Gene Ontology annotation, cellular component: lysosomal membrane. Gene Ontology annotation, molecular function: GTP binding; GTPase activity. Gene Ontology annotation, biological process: protein transport. The transcript is spliced from 4 exons. Lineage: Eukaryota; Fungi; Ascomycota; Sordariomycetes; Sordariales; Sordariaceae. The record is from RefSeq and is a predicted model, not a curated record.